UAUCAUGUCUUACCCCUGUUGCCUAAGUCUUUUGUCAUUCAUUAAUUUUGGUCUUUUCCCUUCGUUGUAGCCCUGGAUCUCGUAGAACAUCUGCGUGCCAUGGGUGAAACCAAUGCCCUUUUACAAAGGAACACUAUUCUAAAGAGGGAAACUGCCCUGGCCACUGUUGCAAUUUAUGAUUCAAUGUUUGCAGCAGAAGAUGGCACCAUCCCUGCAACCUUCCAGUUCUUGGUUUUGCAGGUUAUUUAUAUGACAGGGUGGAGGGACCAUCCAUCUCAGCAGAGGGCAAAAAGGAGGGGCUCUGCAACUGUGUCCUUUCAGGACAUCCAGAAGCAAUUUGGAAGUGAGAGUUGAUGAGCUCGUUCUGCAUGGGGCUUGGCUGUUGUUUUCUAAGCAAAUGAAAGUGAACUUUCUCUACAAGAUCAUGAUGUAGUUCUUCAAUAAUACUUAUAGGAGCCAUCCGUGCAUGUACUUAUUUUGUGAGAGAGAAAAACUGCGGGACCAAAAUGUGUUGUCAAUCAAGAUAUUUUAGUGGAUACUUCCUUAUUGGGUAAUUUCCAAUUUGAAGGUAGUUCUUACAAACCCCAAAAUGUAUUAUGCCACAGCAUACAUGGUUCUUUAACUAAUUAUUAAAAGAGCGCCCCAGCUAUUUUAAA
Prunus avium (sweet cherry) is the source of this 656-nucleotide messenger RNA. Lineage: Eukaryota; Viridiplantae; Streptophyta; Magnoliopsida; Rosales; Rosaceae. The record is from RefSeq and is a predicted model, not a curated record.